This is a messenger RNA of Symbiodinium sp. CCMP2592, 462 nucleotides long. The record is from the annotation of a GenBank genome assembly. Lineage: Eukaryota; Dinophyceae; Suessiales; Symbiodiniaceae.
AUGGCCCUUGCGUCCAACGAACGAGCUCAUUUUGCCGAAGUCCACAUUCGCCGCAUUGUCGGCAAGAACCUCGAAUCUUUGCUGUGCCACUGCCGAAGUGCGGAUGCAUCCGUUGCCAAAGCCGCCGACCUCCUUGUUUUCAACUACGCUUCUGAUGCCCUCCCGUUCGUGCAGCAGCCCAUUGCGGAGGUCAUGUUAGACCUGAUUGAAGACUUAGUAGAGUCCAACAUACCUGCCAACUUGGUGGAGAUUCAGAAUCGUAUCCGAACACUUGCGAAGGUAUUGCGCUCGCUGAGCAAGCCUCAGCGUCAACGGGCGGUGUCGCUUAUGCUCAAGCUGGUAACGGACCCUCACGUCCCCAAAGAGCCAGUGAUCUGGCAGCUGAAGAUGCUUUGGCUGGCUGACGGCAAUUCCAGACAAACCUAUGCACAAGCGCAUCGAGACCGCAGCUUUGAAGGGUGA